Morus notabilis is the source of this 1101-nucleotide messenger RNA. Its product is annotated as U2 small nuclear ribonucleoprotein B'' 2. Gene Ontology annotation, biological process: mRNA splicing, via spliceosome. The transcript has 5 exons. Gene Ontology annotation, cellular component: U1 snRNP; U2 snRNP. Bases 37 to 735 code for a protein of 232 amino acids. Lineage: Eukaryota; Viridiplantae; Streptophyta; Magnoliopsida; Rosales; Moraceae. Gene Ontology annotation, molecular function: U1 snRNA binding. The record is from RefSeq and is a predicted model, not a curated record.
UCCCGCACAGAGACGGCUUUGAGUGACUUAGCAACCAUGCUCUCCGGCGACACACCUCCCAAUCAGACCAUUUACAUUAAGAAUCUCAACGAGAAGAUCAAGAAAGAAGAAUUGAAGAGAUCGCUUUACGCGUUAUUCUCUCAAUAUGGAAGAAUUUUGGACGUUGUUGCCUUGAAGACACUGAAGCUUCGGGGACAAGCAUGGAUCGCAUUUAGUGAAGUGACCGCCGCAAGUAAUGCUGUGCGGCAAAUGCAGAACUUUCCGUUUUAUGAUAAGCCUAUGCGAAUUCAAUAUGCAAAGACAAAGUCAGAUUGUGUUGCUAAAGCAGAAGGAAGCUUUGUUCCUAGAGAAAAGAAAAAGAAGCAAGAGGAAAAAGCGGAAAGAAAGCGACGUGCAGAAGAAGGACAACAAUCUGCUGCGCCUAAUGACACAGGAGCUGAAAAUGGGGUAACAACAGCUCCAUUCCGCCAAGGAAAUAUGAGAGCACAAGAAGCUGCAGCUCCAAAUAAUAUACUUUUCAUAGAGAAUUUGCCCCAUGAGACCAAUAGUAUGAUGCUAGAAUUGCUCUUCCGACAGUACCCAGGAUUUAGGGAAGUUCGGAUGAUUGAGGCAAAGCCAGGUAUUGCCUUUGUAGAGUUUGAAGACGAUGUUCAAUCAUCCAUGGCCAUGCAGGCCCUUCAAGGGUUCAAAAUUACUCCUCAGAACCCCAUGGCCAUUACUUUUGCAAAGAAGUAACCGACCUUUUUCGCUCAGGUAAGCAUUGUUUGAGUUCAUUUUUCAGGGAGAUGUAAUAGCUGAAGUGGUUUUACUCAUGCUGUAGUCAUGUAGAUCCUCUUAACUGAUUUUAGAAUUUCCAGUAAAACCUGAUUCAUAUCGAAGUUGAGAAACCAGUAGAUGGUUCGAAGAGGAAAUGAAAGGCGAGAAGGUGCAGAAGUGGUGUUGAUGUAGUAUAUUUGUUUGAUCCAAUCAACUGAUUGUUUAGAUUGGUAGAGUAUUUUUCUCAUUACAUAUUACUCUCUCAUUUACUUCUGUUUUUGUGAUCAGAGCGAAACAUGUGUUGAUGGCUGAAAAUAGCCGUUCCCCAAAAAAUAUGGUUACACA